Molecule: messenger RNA, 3059 nt
Organism: Callorhinchus milii (elephant shark)
Lineage: Eukaryota; Metazoa; Chordata; Chondrichthyes; Chimaeriformes; Callorhinchidae
Product: heterogeneous nuclear ribonucleoprotein H3-like
Exons: 12
Coding region: 384-1742 (452 amino acids)
Biological process (GO): regulation of RNA splicing
Cellular component (GO): nucleoplasm; ribonucleoprotein complex
Molecular function (GO): RNA binding
Source: RefSeq, a predicted model, not a curated record
GUGGCGGUGCGCAUGCGGCACGAGGGGAAAAGACCGGGAACCUGAGGCGGUCGGUAGGGGAGACGCGGACUCACUCCCUGUCCCUGAGGAGAAUCUCGAGUUUACAACCUAUUACUUUUUUUAAAAUAAAACGUUGUAUUGUGUACACGAUAUAAAAAGAGAUUGCGAGGCGGGCGGGCGGGGCGGGGAGAGGUAAAGGGCGCGCUACCGAGAGGAUUAACGACGGUGUAGUCCUGUAUAUAUUUUUUUAAAAAUAACGUCUGCAGCUCUGACGGUGUGAAAGCGCCGUUUGUUUCACCCACAAUCCGGCGUCGCGGCGGCAGCAGCAGCGGAGCGGAGUUGGGCUGUGAGGAUUUAUUCAUUUGAGAAACUUCGUUCCUGAAAUGGAAGAACAUUUUGUUGUCAGAGUUCGCGGGCUUCCAUGGUCCUGCACUGUCGAUGAAGUACUAAACUUCUUUUCAGAUUGUAAAAUUGUGAAUGGAACUUCUGGGAUACAUUUCACUUAUUUAAAAGAAGGCCGCCCAAGUGGUGAAGCCUUUAUUCAGCUGGAAACUGAGGAUGAUGUGAAAAAUGCUCUUGCAAAAGAUAGGGAAAGCAUGGGCCAUAGGUACAUUGAAGUGUUUGAAACUAAAGCCACUGAAAUGGACUGGGUAUUAAAACACAAUAGUCCAACUCAAACUGAGACAACGAGUGAUGGAACAGUGCGGCUUCGAGGCUUGCCGUUUGGCUGCAGCAAAGAAGAGAUUUUGCAGUUCUUUACAGGGUUGGAAAUCGUGCCAAAUGGGAUAACAUUGCCGGUGGACUACCAGGGGAGAAGCACGGGGGAAGCCUUCGUGCAGUUUGCAUCAAAGGAGAUAGCUGAAAAAGCACUGGGGAAACACAAGGACAGAAUAGGGCACAGGUACAUUGAAAUCUUCAGGAGUAGUAGAGGUGAGAUUCGGGCUUUCCACGACCCUCCGAGGAGACUGAUGGGGCAGCGUCCAGGACCAUAUGACCGACCAAUGAGUGGAAGAAGUGGCUAUGGUGGUCCUGGGCCUAUGCGAGAUAUGUUUGACCGUGCCCGGCGUGGAUCUGGAUAUAGUGGAGGUUACGGCGGCUUUGAGGAUUAUGGCUACGAUAACUAUGGUUAUGGACGCGAUGGUUUUGGUCACAAUUCCAGAGCAGGUGGAAUGAUGGACAGAGGAAUGGGGAGUCGUGGUUAUGGCGGAGCAGGGGAUGCCAGCCCAGUGUUUCAGAACGGCACUGGUCAUUGCGUACACAUGCGUGGGCUGCCUUUCAGGGCAUCUGAAGCAGAUAUUGCCAAUUUUUUCUCGCCACUGAUCCCUGUGAAGAUCAACUUUGAAUAUGGUUCUGACGGGCGGCUGACUGGUGAGGCUGACGUUGAGUUUGCUACUCAUGAAGAUGCAGUCGCUGCCAUGUCCAAAGACAAAGCGCAUAUGCAACACCGAUAUAUUGAAUUGUUUCUGGAUUCAACUGCCAGUGUGGGAAGUGGCUAUGGAAACCACAGAAUGGGAGGCAUUGGUAACGAUCAAUAUGGCAGUCAAGGCGGCUAUGGGCACAACAGCCAGGGAAUGGGGAAUAGCUAUGGCGGUGUGAGUAAUAGCUAUGGAUAUGGAAGUCCAGGAAACUCGCGAUUUGGCUAUGGUGGUAUGGGUGGAGGUGGCUACUACAGCAGCCAGGAUAGCAUGGGGAUGGGCAACUUGGGAGAUGCCAGUCUAGGAGGCAGUGGAUGGAGAAUGUGACCUGUUACUGUGACCACAACUGGGCCAGAAGCUUCAAGAACCCAAACCGGAUAUCGCGAUCUCUAACGGAUGACCAAUGCAAAAUUAAUGCUGUUAAAAUUAAUCUUUAAUAUAGCUACUUUGCCAGUUUUUUUACACAUGUUUUGGUAUGGAUUUUUUUGGGGCCUGACCAUCUUACAAAACAAGUGAGCAGGUUUUUGAAGCUUCAGGUCACAGCCUAAUAGAAGAAUAGAUUUGUUCUGAAAGAUAAAUAUUUGGACUCUACUUCAGUGACUAUGUGGUGAAUCAAGGUAAAUAUCUAGUACAACAGCCUUGUUUUUGGUUAACUUUCUCUCUUUUUGUUGUAUUUUAUUUUAACUAAAUGGGAAUUUAGACCUGUGUGAGUGUGCUGAGAUGAACAAAUGUGUGUGUUUUCUACUUUUGCUCUUGAUACCACUUCAAACUGGGCACAUGGUGAACUGUUCCCUUUCUGUGAUUUUGAUACUUGAUGCGUGUCAAGCCAGAAACUGCUGAACCACCAACCAAACACUAACUCCAUGGUUUGCUGAACAGCUUUAUAUGGUGAAGCACAGGCAAAGAUGUGCUGUUAGAGAUCUACUAGAGUAUCCUUUGGCUGGUCUCUCCCAAGAGCCUUACUGAAGUCAGUUAUGCACCAACCCAUCAUUGGGAUUUUGUUCCACUGCUAGCUGGAUUCUACCUUAUUUUAUAGUUUUCCUUUUGCUCCCUUCUGACCUUCCCCAAUUCCCACCCUUCCUGUAAAUUCAGGAGUUGCUGGAUUGGUUUUAGAUGGAAUACUCUUCUUGUCAGCCCACUUCAGGUCUGAUCAGUUACAAUCUUGUUUUGACUUGCUCGUGGAUUGUGUAACGAUGGGACACUGAGCUGUCACAAAGCCACGGUGUGGUGCAGACAAAUUGUUAUAUUUCCUUCCUGCAUUUAAUGAGUAUUGUCAACAUUUGGCGUUGGAUAUCUUGAUGGUCAUCCUUUAUUUUGACUUGCUAUGUUGAAUUUUUUUUAUAUAAAAGUGUCUAGUUCUUGUGGUAUUUUAACUUUGAUUAUUUUCGUACCCUUUAGCAAUGUAGUUCUGAAAAUGGGGGGAGGGGAAUUAAUUCCUGACACCCUUUCUUCCACUUUGGGUGCAUAGUUUCUCUCCUGAGUAACUUGCCUUUGAGUUACUAUGCUUCGUUCUGUGAGAACAAUAGACCUGAACUUUAUUAUGCAGUUUUUUUUAAUCUGCACAUUUUUCUGUCGUAACAUCUUCAAGAGGAAUUGUUUCCUGUACAUUUCUAAUGGUGAAUAUAAUAAAGUGGAGUUUCAGAA